ACGGACCACUCCCCAAGGGAGCGGUGGAGCGGGGUGGUGGAGGAGGAGGUAAUGGUGGGGGUGUAGGAGGGAACCACGUCGGAAGCUCCCACAGGAGGUCGAUGGUCUCCACGUACAGCAUGGAGAAGGCUCCGCAGAGGGAGGAGGCAAAGCAAACGUACCUGGAAUGGAUGAAAGACUUGAAGAAUCGAGGAGGAUUGGGCAAGGUGCGGACUUUCUUGUUUGGACGUCAAGGAGCAGAGCGCCCUCUAGAGGACAAAGAAGACCUAGACGAAGAUAAAGAUGACAUACACUAUAUUGAUGUCAAACUCUCCCACAUGAAACAUCCCCCUCCGACUCUUCCACCGCAACCAGAGGGGCUCUCCCUGGAACAGAUCGGGAGGAGACACGUGGUGCAAGCUAUUGUGGACAGUGAGAGGAAUUAUAUGAUGUCCCUCCAAAGGCUAGUCCAGGCCUACGAGAAGCCCCUGCUUGAGAGUGAGCCCCCAUUGUUGGAGAAGGAGAAGGUGAAAACGAUCUUCUAUCGCGUGAGGGGCAUCUACCAAUGUCAUCUAAUGUUCCAGAUCGCCCUCGCUAGUCGAAUAAAGGAAUGGGACAACAUCGAACAGAUCGGCGAUGUCUUUGUAGCAUCGUUCUCCAAGGCCAUGGUCCUGGAGGUGUACAGCGCGUACGUCAAUAACUUCACACAUGCCAUGGAGACAGUGAAGAAGACAGCCUCACAGAAACCAGCUUUCAGGGAAUUCAUUGAGAGUCGUCAGCAAUCCAGCAGUGACCGUCUGAGUCUGUACGGUCUCAUGUUAAAACCAGUUCAGCGGUUCCCACAAUUCAUCUGUCUUCUACAGGAUCUGUUGAAGAGGACACACCAAGGGCACCCAGACAGGAUGCCCCUGCAGCUGGCUCUCACCAAACUGGAGACCCUAGCUAGUGUCCUCAACGAGAGGAAGAAACAGAGUGAGCAGAGACAUGCCGUCAAGCAGCUCAUCAAGAACCUCAACGUAAAGUUCUCCUCAAAGAUGUCCUCAGAGAGGAAUCGAUGGCUCAUCAGGCAAGAUGACAUGCUCCAAACAGUUAUCGUCAAACCACGAAGCCACAGAGCGUCGGAUCAAGCUUACGAUGGUCAAGGAGAGGAGCUGAAAUGCAAGGAGAGACGUCUCUUCAUGCUCAACGAUCUACUCGUAUGCACUACAGUACUCAACAAUGGCCAGCCAUCCUCCCCAGGAUCAAUGGACAUGCCCAGAUUUAAACACAGAUGGAGCGUUCCAUUGACCGAGGUAGAGGUGAUCAACCCAACGAUAGAAGGGACGGAUAUCGAGAUGUCUUCAGAGCCUGGCAAACUCAAGAUCACAACACAACACAUGGAUGAACAUGAAUACCUGUACGGUGGUUCCACAAGGCAGCUCUACCAGGAAAGGAAUGACCUCCUCCAUGACCUUGCCGUCGUCAAGCAGCUAGGAGCACUGCUGGGUACCCUCAAGGGUACGUAUGGUGUCCUCACAAGAGAUGAUAUUGAUGAAUGGAGUGAGAUUAUCAAUAAACUCAUCACAAAGAAAGGACAAGAAAUCAAGCAGGCAGAUGUCAGUAAAAUACAGAUCUCGCUUCCUUCAGUUCAGAUGGAGCAGAGAGUGACACUCGUCUUUGAUGCUGUUAGCGCUAAGAUCAAACUGGAUUGGAUCACAGCUCUAGAGACCGCUAAACUAGGAAUGAAGCCUCACAACAAUCCUGGUUGGUAUGCACCAGACGAGGGCGACACAACCCACGCGGAGAUGAACUUUGGCGUGCCCCUCAUCAUGAAAGCUCUUCCCGUCUUCCCUACACGACAGCAAGCUAAGUUCCAGUGUUCAGUACUGUGCCCGUUAGAGCAACCAGGCCACCGUAGCCGACGGAAAGGUAUGCUACAGAACGAGGGCGCCAGAAACUGUCUCUGGGUUUGCAACUCGGACCAGAAGACCUGUCACGUCAGUCUGGUUGGGUUCAUGCCCCCCUCUCCGCAGCUCCUAGAGACGUUUGAGACCACUGAGGGGCGUGUCAUGUGCAUGGAGUGCGUUCCGGGGUGGAACGGGCCAGGACCGAUGGGUGGGUACCUCAACAGGAGGGAGAGCGAGAGGAAGAGUGACUACUGCUUCACCAGGCAUACCGUGUGGAUGGGCACUGAGACAGGAAGGGUGUUGAUCUACAGAAUAAACCAGUCUGACAAAUGUGAGCCCCUUGCUACCUUCAAGGCCAGCCAUCCCAUCUCAGCUAUUCAGUACCUCAACAACAGAGUCUUUAUGUCUCUAUCCAACGGCUCAGUACUCAUCUAUGUCAGGACACACGAAGGAGAAUGGAAAGUAAAGGAGCCUAGAGUAUCUCAGCUGGGCGAGGGCGCUGCAACAUGUCUGCUCCCUGUCCGUAAUGAUAUGUGGUGUGGAUGUGAGAACAAGGUUCAUCUCAUAGACACAGAGAGUGAAUUUAAACAGGUCAGCUUUUCUGCCCACGACCCUCACAUGGUGAUUGAUAAGAUGGUGGUCGCAGGAGUAGGCGUCUGGGUCUCGUUCGCUGAAUGUGACAGCAUACGUCUCUUCCACACAGAGACUAUGGAGCUACUACAAGACAUCAGUGUAGGCAGUCCCAUAGGUCGCAUGGUUGCAAGCGUGACGCCCAGGGCUCAAUCCAGCCUCCACAUGACUACCCCUGUCCACGUCACCACCCUCCUAGCCUGCUACGGUUCCCUCUGGGUGGGUACCAACACCGGUAUCCUGGUCAACUUCCCCCUGCCACGCCUAGAGGGGGUUCCCCUGGUCAACGGCCCCGCCAUGGUGUCGUACCACACCCAUAAGGGCCCAGUCAGGAUGCUGAUAGCCAUGGAGCUCAAUAGGACCAAUGAUAGGGUGCUGUUCUCGUCGAGGGAGGAAGAUGAAGAAAGUGAUGCAUCACGAUCUUUGUCAGACCUCAGCACUCCUUCAAGCCGCCUCAAGUCCGGCAGCCAAACCGCUGACCUUGUCAACAACGCCAUGUCACCCAUGACUGACUACCUCAACCUCACGUUCAACAGCGAGCGCAGCAACCCGUCAACAACCACCAACGCCGACCACUCCACCACGACUACCACGACCACCACCAACGGUAUAUCCACCACUGUCACACGUUGCCAUGAAUCGAAGGAGGAUGCCGAUGGGGUCAGGCCGGGGAGGCUGGGCUCGACCAGUGAGGUCGAAGUCUCGGCCAACGUCACAAGUACGACGUCGAUGGUCAUCAGCGGAGGGGAGGGGCAUGACUACCUAAUGAGGCUCGGGGAGAACGUAUCCAAGGAAGCCAAGCUUCUGAUGUGGCAGGUGUCCAAUUAACCCCAAUGUUUUUACCACCUUUGUUGUCUAGUUUUCCUGUCCCUAUGUCCCGUCUGGGCCAUCUUGGAAAUAUAUAACAAAAAGCUAAUAACAGUUUGAUUUGACUAAACCAAAGUUAGAACAAGGUUAUAGUACAGAGUAAAACAACAAGGGAAAUAUAAGAUAAGGAUAUUAGAAUAUACUUUGUUUCUUUGUCUGGUGUGUUUGGGUAUAUUUUAACAAAACAAGGGAGCUAUAUAAAGAGAAUACUAGUAUAUAUAUUUUUUUUUCCUUGGUGUUUAGGUUAGUUGGUUUAAGAAAGUUUUCUCUUUGUCAGGUAGAAAAUAUCAUACUGCGCCUUUGGUUGGAAGUAGCAGGCAUUUGCAACAUCUUCUCCAGAGUCGAUCAUUUCUCAUCAGUGUUGUAAUCACUCUAGAAUUUGCUAGGAUAUGAAUAUUACAUCCCAAAGGAAUGAAAAAUUGUCAAAGUUUGGAUAUUAUCACCAAAGUUAUCUACUUACCCCUCAUGGUAAAAUGAUAAAACCAUAAAUACAAGUGUCAUAUUGACAUGGGUAAUAUACCUAUUUAUUGUGACAUAUGAUAAUUUUUCUGAAAUAUGCAUGACGUGUUAUACAUUUUUAGCUCAACAGCUCAUAUUAAUGCUUUGAGAAAGCAUUAGUGUUAUAUUAGAAUAUCAUUGAAGUCCUUAUUGUUUAGAAAUAUAUGGACAUAAUGCUAAAGGCAAAAUAAUUGAAUAUGCCAGUAUGGACAUUUAUAUCUUACAGAAUGUACAAAAGUCUGUUUGGAUGCCUCCAUGGAUCGAAAAAUAAUGCUUAUUGAUCUGGGAAGUUUGUAAUGUGGAAUGCAAGUAGAAUGGUACUAAAAGAACAUUUAAAUUUAUACCUACGGGUACUUGUAUAGGUGAUCAUGACAAGCCUAACAUGCUGGAAUUUAAGAUAUUUUUGGUAUUUCAAUGGCAGUUUCCUUCUUGCAAAGGGCAAGAAACUGAAAGAAAUCUCCUUGUAUGUUGAAAUGAUGAGCUGAUCAUUUUAAGUAAAUGUUUCCAUAAAUCUCCCAUUUUCAGUAUUGACAUGUCUUAUCCCUUUUACUCCAGGUUUACAUAUGCAUGUUUUCAUAAAAAGUCAGUACUAGUAUUAAAUGAAGAUUGAAGUGGUAUUGUAAACAGAGUCAGAGAUAUUGGAUGAAAACAAGUCUUCUUGAGCCACUAUUCCCCGCCCUUGCAGCUAACUGUUGGACAAAACCUGUAGGGUGCAUCACGAAUGCAUUGGCAUUCAAUUCACUUAAGUUGAGUUUGCAACACUAUGUAUUCAAUUAAACUGAAUGUGAUAAUUGAUGCAAGGAUGUAUUCAUUCAAAAAACAACUGUACAGUAUCCACUGGUAAAGGCUAAAAUCACCUCUUUUUCCCCCUUUUUGAUAUCUAAACUGAACCACGUCUUUCUCUAUGGAAAAAGAGGAUGGACAUGACUCAACUAAAUUUGUAUAAGUAUAUUUCUAUUUUCUUUUUCUUUAUUGCUUUUUCUUCAUCCAACUCCCUCUGCCUGUCUCUCUCUCUCUCUCUCUCUCUCUCUAUCUCUCUCUAUCUCUCUCUAUCUCUCUAUGUUUCUCUCUCUUUCUCUCUCUCCUUUGUCACAUAAUAAAACUUAGAAAUAGCAUAUAUGUAGUUCUUAAAAUCAGUAUCGGUGGGGCUUUGACAUUUUUCUUGAUGAAAAAACGGGAGGAAACAAUCAAAAACGUUAAAAUAUGAAAUUAUUGUGCCGGUCACAGUAUGUGUAUACCAAAGAACUAUCAUUGCACGAUUCUUAAUUAGAAUAUCUAGUAUUUCUUGUAUAUUAGCCUUUACAAAAAUGAACAAUAUAGCUGUAGACCAGUUUUGAAUAUUCCACCUGUACUAAGUAGUCAGAACUUUACUGUUUUUUAGAAAAAAUUAUUGUCUUCAUGAAUUAACGAAGUUGAAGUGACGUUUGCAAUAUCGAUAAUCUAACGAGAUAUGAAGCAAUGCAAAUAGCUUUGUAAUAUUCCAACAAAAGAGAUGAUCGAAAACUUGUGUAAUCAAGUAUAAAAUAGAUAAUGAUUCAACGUGCAUGCAAUUUUCGUGUAUAGUAACUUACUUACAGUAUUCUUGCAUGUUAUUCAAUGAAACACUUUGCUUAUUAACGCACUGGUUCAAAACCCUCCUUUUGGACGAUCGUUUUACCAAUUCUACACUUCAUGGAUUUGUUUAAACGAAUGAAAUUUGAUAUUUGCUAUGGUUUUAUGUGUAUGCAUUCCCUGUACAUGCUGACAAAUAUUGAAUUUUGUUUUACAAUUGUCAAUUUUAUUAUCGUAAAUGCUUAUUCAAAUUAGUUAUAUCAGGCUCGUGUCGAUAUAAUUGCAAUUCUUGGCAUGCGUAAGAGAUGAAAUACUGAAUUAUUGUAAAAUGGUUGAAUAACUUUUAUGUAUUUCUUGCUUUUGCCUGCUUGUAUGUUUUAUAAAUUUAUGCCGCUUACAAAAUGUACAUAUAUAUGGUUUUAAAAAAAGAAGAAGCUUAUCUUGGAAUAUUUUUAAGCCAUGCUUACAAGAAAUUUGUUUUGUUCAAUAAGAACAACUUUUCCUAGAUUUCAGAGAUCUACAUGUACAUGUAAUGAAAUAUCAAUUACCAAAUUGUGUUGCCUGGCAUUAGAAUGAUGUGCAAAUUAUAUGUUAAACUGCAGUGCAAGUAUUUUAUUCUGAAUUGAAAAAAUGAAGAAGAAUCGCUGUGAAAGACGAAUACAGAAAUUAUCUUCAGCUAUUCAAUAUUGUUCUGUAUUUUGUUAAACAGUAUGUCAUUCAAUGUUAGUGAUUUGUUUUCAAAGUAAUCAUGAAAUUGGACACACAAAUUAAAAAUGAGAGGCAAAGAAUUCAAACAUUUUCAAACUUUGAUUUGCUGUGCAUUUUGAAAACACUCAUUAAGUCACCGAUAUACACAUUUCUCUAGUGAAAUGAAAAUGAUAGAAAAGCUAUCUUUUGUUCUCACCAAAUAUUAUUUGAAAUCUGUUUCACAUCUCCUUUAAACACAAUCUCACAUUGAUUUUUUUCCGAGAUCUUUUAAAUUUUGUUGGACUCUUCUUACACUGACACUGUACCAUAUGAACUCAAAUCGUCCAAAUUUCUGUGAUCCGCCGUGUGUAUUAUGUGCUACGAUUCUGGUGCGAGUUUCGUUGAUUUUAAGCUAAAGCAGCUUUGAUAUAUUUUUAUUUUUGCUAUUUUUUUUCUUCCGCUCGGAUACUAAAGAAUGCCAUCGAUUGUACUGUGUGACAUAGGAUUAUUACAGAGAAUGGAAGAUGCAUUACUGUGUUGUAAAGAAAGUUUAUACAUGUAUAUCAUUGAAUAUUGAUUUAUAUUGCAUAUUUUAUGUUCUGUAUUCUUGUUAUUUUACCAAAUACUGUUCGUUAUGUUAAAGCAGACUGUAAGAGUUUUAUCUAAAAUUCAUUAAUAUCAGUGGCAUGAAUGUUCUUUGUUGUUGCAUUUAGAGCGAAAAAAGAAAAAUGGAAUAGGUUUACUAAUAAUUUUAUUUCUAUUACUCAGUUGGAAAAGAUAGGGAUGAAUCAUUGAUUUUUACACUGGGAUUUUAGGAUAAUGUAUUCAAUGGGGAUGUAGCAAAACUAGCAACAUGAUUUGCAAGGCUAUGAUCAUGAUACACAUUACAACUACAUGAACCAGAAUUUUGGAAAUUUCCCUUAAGCAAAUAGAUGAAGAUCAUGUCUUUUCAUGACAGUAUCUGAAUGGUCCAUUAUACCUUUCAAUGUUAGGACAAUACGAAUAUAGCUUUAUAUCCCCUAAUACCCAUCCCUUUAUCAGAUAUUUGUUUUCAACCCAAAACUAAAUAUUCUGUUCUUCAUUUAUAAUAUUUAGGAUGGACUAUGAUCUUUUAUUAAAAUCCUUGAACUAUUUACAUUCUGAUGAAUACAUAAGGUUUAAAGUUACAGCCAAACCUGUCUAUAAAGGCCACCCAAGGAAAAUCAGAAAACUGGCCACUGCAUGUAGGUGACCACUAUAGACAGGUGGGCUUUAGAGAAAGAUGACCACUAAGACAGGUUUGACUGUAAUUCUAAAACCAACACUGUGUGCAAAGAUGAUGUAUCUAUCUAUUCAUGUACAUUGUAUAUUUUUAUUGAUGACAAAUUCAUUCCAAUCUCUAUCGAGAUCAAUUUUAAGGCAUGAUGAUUCUGUAUUUGAAACAUACAUGUAGUUCUUACUCCCCGAUUUAAAAGUUAUUCAGGAGUAUAUUGUACAAUAAAUAUACAGGUAUUAUUUGGGGGCUUGCUCUGCAAUAUGAUAGUAAAAUUUACAAAAUGCUUGAAUUAGGGCAUGGAAUCUGUGAAUGCGAAUUCGCUUGUUUAUUUAAGCAUAAAUGUGUUGCAGUUAUGUAUGCGUCUAUUAUAGGGGAAACUUAAACUAACUAUAUACAAAUAUAUACCUUUUGUGUGAAUGCCAUUUAUUAAUCACGGUGCAAAUUUACGUUGAACAGCAAUUUUUAAAUCUAAAGCCAGUUCUUGUAUUCUCCUUUGCAUUGAUUCAGACAAUGCUGUGUAUUAUACAUGUAUAAUCAAAUAAUUAUUAAAUCACUAUAUAAUUAUGCAUUUUAUAAUCCUUUUGAUCUUAUGAAUAUUCAAUUAGACUGAGCAGUUUUUAAAAAUUAGAGAAAUUUGAUUGUAGAUAUCUUGUAGAUUUUCAUGUAUGUAAAAAAAUGACAGAGGCAAGAACUUAUAAAAUUGACAAAAAAAUUGACGACAGAUAAGAGAUUAUGUUUAAGAAUAUUCCCCAAUGUGUGUGCGUGUGUUUAGUCAAAAGUAAAAAUGCCAAUAAUGUAGGCAAACUCCUUGUAAGAUAUGAGCUAGUCGAAUCAUGACAAAAAUCUUCUUUUCUUAAAAAAAAAAA
Messenger RNA from Strongylocentrotus purpuratus (purple sea urchin), 8219 nucleotides. Its product is annotated as rho guanine nucleotide exchange factor 10. Gene Ontology annotation, biological process: actin cytoskeleton organization; positive regulation of stress fiber assembly. The record is from RefSeq and is a predicted model, not a curated record. Gene Ontology annotation, molecular function: protein binding; guanyl-nucleotide exchange factor activity. Lineage: Eukaryota; Metazoa; Echinodermata; Echinoidea; Camarodonta; Strongylocentrotidae. Bases 102 to 3323 code for a protein of 1073 amino acids. The transcript is spliced from 23 exons.